Penicillium waksmanii is the source of this 1092-nucleotide messenger RNA. RefSeq names its product NAD(P)/FAD-dependent oxidoreductase. Bases 1 to 1092 code for a protein of 363 amino acids. The record is from RefSeq and is a predicted model, not a curated record. NCBI's taxonomy places the organism in Eukaryota, Fungi, Ascomycota, Eurotiomycetes, Eurotiales, Aspergillaceae. Gene Ontology annotation, molecular function: proline dehydrogenase activity; L-pipecolate oxidase activity; sarcosine oxidase activity. The transcript has a single exon.
AUGCCUGCGUCUAAGAAUGAUUCGAUUAUAAUCGUGGGCGCUGGAGUCUUCGGCCUGUCCACGGCCCUAGAGCUGAAGCAGCGCGGAUAUACCAACAUCACAGUUUUGGAUCGGUACACGCCUCCGGCUGUCGACGGAAGCAGCGUGGAUAUCUCUCGCAUUAUUCGCAUCGAUUAUGCUGAUCAGGUAUAUUGCAAAAUGGCCCGUGAGGCCUACGAGGGCUGGAAAACCGAAUACUCUGACCACUACUACGAGUCGGGUUUUGCACUGCUCUCGGAGACGCCUAACAAUGACUGGAUCACUAAAUCCGCAGCCACUGUCAAGGCUAAUGGCGGUACUAUCGAAGAUCUUCCCGAUGCCACUAAACUGCUCAAGUCAUACCCGAACAUCCAGUCCAACCUGUCCGGCAUGAAUGGCUACCUCAACCGACGAGGUGGCUGGGCCAAUGCUGCGGGCAGUAUCCAGCAACUGGCCUCGCGAUGCAGCGUGGAGGGAAUCUCCAUCAUCACCGGUCCCCGCGGUACCGUUCUGUCCUUACUCAACGAGGGUUCCCGUGUCGUCGGCGUAAAUGUGCUUAGCGGUGGCCCAAUCCGUGCCUCCCAAGUUAUUCUCAGCACAGGCGCUUGGACAAGUCGACUGUUGAAUGUUGCACACGCCGCUUCAUCUUCGGGUCAACCAGUUGGCUUCAUUCAAUUGACUCAAGAUGAAGCUCGAGCCCUAGAUAACACCCCCGUUAUGAUCGAUAUGACUACCGGUGUAUUCGUCUUCCCGCCCACCCCUGGCUCUAAUAUUUUGAAGCUCGCUCGCCAUGGAUACGGCUAUGCAAACGAAACCACGACCAACAACGAUGGAAAUCGAACCAUCUCCGCUCCAAAAUUGGAGAGCAGCAAUGCACAGACCGGAUAUAUUCCAGGGGAUGCAGAUGACAGCUUGCGCGAGGGCCUGCGUCGCUUCUUCCCCAAAUUUGCUCACCGUCCCUGGUCGAACCGCCGUUUGUGCUGGUAUACAGAUACUCCCAAGGGCGACUUCAUUAUCGAUAAUCACCCGAAGUAUGACGGUCUGUUCGUGGCCACCGGUGGAGCUGGACAGUGA